GAGAAACCAGGGGGGCGAAGCACCGUCCAAUGACAAAGCCCAGGGGUGGGCGCCGGCCGCCAUCUUGAACCGGGCGGCAGGAUAUCCACCCGCGUCCUCCGCCCUCGGAGGGGGAGGGGCGGAGGAGGCGAGAAAAGUAGCGAGAGACGCGCCGGGCUGGAGACGCCAGCAGCGGCCACCACAGCCGAGCCAAGCCAGACUCGGGCGGGCUCGGCGGCGACAGCGAGAGCAGGCGAGCGCGGGCGGCCUCGAGUGGCCUCCGAUGCGGCGCAGCGUGAAGAGGCGCCGGCGCCGGCCCCCGGCCGCGGCCGCCCGGGGCGGUGGCUUUAGAGCGGGAGGAGGGGCCGGGCUGGAGGCGCGGGAGGAGAAGGUGGUGUACUCCCGGUCGCAACUGUCGCUGGCCGACAGCACCAAGGCGCUGGGCGAUGCCUUCAAGCUGUUCAUGCCCCGCAGCACGGAGUUCAUGAGCUCGGACGCGGAGCUCUGGAGCUUCCUCUGCAGCCUCAAGCACCAGUUCUCCCCGCACAUCCUGCGCAGCAAGGACGUCUACGGCUACGCCUCCUGCCGGGCCCUGGUGCCUGACCCCCCGGAGCCCCCUACCGCCCGCGGCCUGACGCGCCGGCCGGCCCCGCGCGCGGCCGCCAGGAGGAGGCGCCGCGGAGCCCGGGCUGCCGCCGCGGGCAGGAGGCGGCCCCGGCUGCCCCCGCCGCCUCCGCAGUCACCGCCGCCGCUGCUGCCGCCGGCCCCCGAGCAGUCCUGCCCGGAGAAGUCCUCGGCGCCCGAGCCCUGCUUCGGGGGCCGCACCCUGGAGGAGAUCUGGAGGGCAGCCACCCCGACGCUGACCACCUUCCCCACCAUCCGCGUCGGCGGCGACGUGUGGGGCGAGCGCAGCCUGGCGGCGGCGCGACGCAAGGCGCGCCAAGUCCUGCGAGUGGACCUGGAACCCGUGGUGAGGCUCCGCCGCUUCCCGGUGCCCCGGGCGUGAGGCGCCGCCCCGAGGGCGCCUCCUGCAGGUCCCCGGCCCAAGAUGGAGUUUCUGCUUGGAGAAAUGAACAAGUGUCAGUCGAGUGUUUACAGACUCCUCCAGGACCGUCCCCUAGUGCACUUUACGCGCGAGGAAGUCCCGGGAUAGCUUCCCUGCCCCGCGCCCCCGGGAUGCGGCCCCGCGUCUGGAACUCCGGGACAGGUGUACCCUCUGCCGCCUCCCCGCACCGCGUCUGCGACGGAGGAGACUGCAGGACUUACAGGGGAGGUCCCUUUGCUUCCGAACCCCAGAUUGAGAAGUCUCCAGGACUAUAGGGGCAGAUUGGUUUUCUCCCUUUCGGACUCUACCUCACUGGUCUGGAAGUCCUCCGAAGAAGUCAUUCUUUUCCAAAGGAAUUUGUUUUCGUGCUUGUAUAAUAAAAGCCAGAAUUUGCUUGCUCUUUAACCCCCGCCUCCAUUUUUCUUUUUGACUGCCACCCCUCUUUCUGGACGGAAGAUCAAACAUAUUUUGUGGUGUUGCACUAGUUUGUGCUCAGGGUAUUCUGAAUCCCACUCGUUUCUGAAUUUUUACUGAAUUUCAAAGCUUUGACCAAGGAUUUUUUUUUUUUUUUUGAGAGGUUCAAGCUUGACUGUUAGUAAUGCAAGAAUUUAUAUGGCUUUGAUUUUCAUGGGCUCAGUGAUUACAAACAAAAGAGAUGUAAAGUCCAAUUUCUUAACGUUUUAAAGGUGUUUCUAAACGAUUUUAUAUUGAAGUUUAAUGUUUAUAUUUACUGAGCUCCUAAAGCAAAUGGUAGAAUACUCAUACAAAGUUUUGUUUAUGAAAAGUCGACUUGUUGAAUUCUUUUUUAAUUGAAUAAAAAUUGAAGUGCAUUGAAACCACAUGGCUUGUGAUUGGGGGAAAAAAGAAUCGUGAAGAACUGGUGUUGGUUGCAGGAAUGACUGGAAUUCAAUUGGAGAUAAUCUGGCAACAUGUCCUGGUCAAACAUAAAAAUCCAAGAAUGUUAAUGAGAAGAUAAUAUGUUUUAAAAUUGAAGUCACAUAGGAGAGAUGAAUGUGUGUAAACGUUGUGAAUAAAGUGACAAACAGAAUACCCAUUAGAAACCUCAACAUGAUCUAUAGAGAAGGGUGGGGGCAUUUCUUGGUAUCAAGUAACUGGUUGAAGUUACUUUGGGCAAAAUAGAUCCCUUUGUUUUUAUUGUUGGAUAACAAGAAAUGCCAAGACUAGUAUUCAUCAUAUCUGUAAACAUUAUGACAAUUAGUUGGCUUUUUUGUCCUGUGAAUUUUCUUUUUUUCCAUUCAUAGUUCGUUUGCAGUCUUUGUUUGAUAGCUGAAGGCCACAGAAAUCAAACAGGCAAGCCACCCAGAGUACUGACCCUUAUUUUACACUUUUGUAAUAGUGUGUAUACCAUAUGGCCUAGUGUGGAAUUCUUGAUUAUCCAAGUGCCUUUGGUCAAUGGUGGCAGCAAGACUUACUGGUUAUUAGACAGUGGUGCCACAGCCAGCUUUUACUGCAAUACCUAAAGGGUCAAGUAGUGUUUUUGUACCACAAUUAUUUCAAAUUCAAGUAUUCUGCCAUGGAACUAUCCAUAAUGGGCUGGAACUUGGCAUGUGAAACCCUCAAUACAAAGGUUUAUCUCUGCUUGGCAGCUUAUUAGGAGAAUAACGAGAGUUGUGAUUUUUACUCUUGUUUUCCUAGAAUUCAAAUGGCAUAGCUCUCUGAAAUAAUUAUUUUAAGUUUAAUAGUCCAUAGUAGAAAUGUUGUGACUUUGAUUUCAGUGUUCUUGUUUUGAAAAAAAAUUAUAUACAUACAUAUAUAUAUAUGACUUUAUGCCAGUUUCCCAGUAAGCCUCAUAGUCUUAUUCACUACUCAAUGAUGAUGCAUCCUUACAAACACUGUCACAUGGGUAAAUAAAAAAGUGAAUAAUUACUUAGAAGAUGGAGAGUGUUAAAUUAUAGUUGUAUGAUAGGAAGCUGAGACAUUUUUUGGUUAUUAGCUUCCAUUGCCAAUUGUAUUUCAUAUACAUAGGAGUUUCUUUCCAAAAAUAUAUUGUUAACUUUUAUAGCUAACUAGCACCUGAAAAAGAUGUAUUAUACCAUUUCACUAUUGUAUAUAGUUUUAUAAUAAUUUUUAAAGUAAAUCCAAUGGCCAUAUUAGAAUGUAAUUUCAACAUGUAGCUUAUCUAGAUAGUUUUCCUGAGGAUUUUGAAAUUAGCUGAGAAUAACUUUUCUCAGCACACAACUGAAACAUAACCAGUGACACCUUGCAUUUGUUUUAACUGAUAUUCUUGACAUUUUUUUCCUCUUAUGCCUUGUUACUUUAGUGCACUUGAAUGUGUGUAAAUGCUUUUUUGGCUUAUUUGGGUUAUCUGAUUUCAGUUUGAAUCUGAUUGCCCAUCUUGAAGUCAAUAUGGUUCAUGUGGACUAUUAAAUAAUGCCGUUUCUAGUUUGUGAAGUAAGAUGUAAGAAAUAUUUUUGCCAAGUUUUCUUUAGCAAAACCUAUCUUGCAACUUCUAAAAUGUGGAGAAACAUCUGAUAUAGUUGACUAGUAUGUUAAUAGGAAAGUGAAAGUAUUUUAUGAUUACCUUUGGGCAGAGUGUGAAAAGAAACUUGGCAUAGUGGCCUUUAUGGUGAGGCAUCCAUUAAUUGUCUCUGAAGUGAGUCUGUAGCUUAGCUUGUGUAUAGUUUUUUUUUUUUUUUUUUUUUAAAGAAGUCCCAUUUGUUUGUUCUCUUGCCUUCAUUUAUAUCUCAUAUGACACAAGUAGAGGAGGAAGCUAGGAGGAAUUUUAUCACCUUGCUAUAUUUCUGUUUGAUUUUUGACUUUUGGGUGCCUAAAUGUGACUGGCACAACAAAUAAUCUUUUUGGUAUUUUUUACAUUCCUUCCUAACAACCAGCAACUCAUUUUCUAUGUCACUAAAACCAGUAAUGUCAUGAUUGUGAGGGCAAGCUUCAUCAUUGAUAGUGCAAAGUGUUGCUGUUGUGGCGUGUAUUUAUUUUUGUUUGAGUACUCUAUUGGACAAGUGUAACUUAAGCUAGUGGCACAUACUUGUUGAUUUGCUAUGAGCAAAUGUUAGUACUAUUUUUCAGAAAACUCUUCAAUAAAAUCUUUUAAAAUCAUUGAAUAAAAAAAGUCUGAGCAAUUUUGAACUCAAAAGGUUUUUUUGGUCGUUUUAAGGGUUGGGUUGCCACAGCACUCUUUAAAUUGAUAAUUUUUAAUGAUCAUAUAUACCUAACAUUUGCUUUAUUGGUGUGUUGAAAUAUUUUUUUGAUAAACUGUUAUGUCUUAAUUGCACUAGAAAGCAAUUGUUUGUAGUGGAACUGAAGUGUUUCCCUGGACAGUUUAAUGUGCAUAUGAUUAAGAUUUACAAUUUGGUUGUACUUUGCUUUUUAACUUAUUAACUGUAAAUAAAUUUUAGAGAAUACA
Marmota flaviventris (yellow-bellied marmot) is the source of this 4406-nucleotide messenger RNA. RefSeq names its product coiled-coil domain containing 71 like (gene Ccdc71l). The record is from RefSeq and is a predicted model, not a curated record. Lineage: Eukaryota; Metazoa; Chordata; Mammalia; Rodentia; Sciuridae.